AGUUGGUGUUGUGUUGUAAAUUUGGGAAGACCGACGGGAGGGGUUUCUUUUUCUAAAGACACUUAAUAACCUUAAAAAAAAAACUAUGGAAGAGUGAGACUUGCGGGUCAUUACACAACAGCAGAUAAUGAAAACGUCGUCUGGAGUUUGGAAAAGAAAGUCGAAUAGCAGUUCCUAGCAGAGAAGUGAACAAGAUAGACUCCUUGCGUGUGCUUGUGAUCUGGUUAUACAAAGGAGAAAGGUGACACGCCGAGAUGACAGAACAGCUCAGCUCAAAACGAAAAACUAUGUGUUCGGUUAACUUCCUCGCUAAAAUAUAAGUUUAAAAAGAAAAACAGAAUAUAAUUUCACACACCGGCUGUAACCCACCCGUGCUGAUCGUUUUAUUGCUACUGUUUUUAUUUGUUAUGAAGACAAUGACGGAUCAUUCCAAACGCGUCAAUUGAGGACUUGUUGCGUUCACCCUCGUGGAUUUAUUCAGUUUAUUCUCUUCGUGAGCCAAGUGGAUUUCAGAAGAACACCGCUUUGGUAGAAGCUACAGAACAACCAGGUAUGAAAAAUGAGUUGCAGGAAAGUGAAGAUCCUGGGUAUCAUGAUGAUAGCAAAUGUCUUAGUUUACAUCAUGGUGGAAGUGACCAGGAGUGGGAACCAGGACAAAACCAGCAACAGUAAAGUCAGAAUCCCAGACAAGCAGUUUUGGAAGAAACCGGUUCCAAGUGAAGCUUACUGGAACCGAGAACAGCAGGGGUUGGACCUAUUGUACAACCCUGUUCUAACUGCAUUAAACAGCACUAGCAGUACUGUGGAGGCAAGUCUGAAUGUUAGUCAGCUGACUCCCUGUGAGCCUGACCUUGGGGUCAUGACCCAAGUCAAGGACUUUAACUCCCUACCAGAACGCUUCAAGGAUUUCCUCUUGUAUAUGAAGUGUAGGACUUAUCCCCUGGUAGUCAACCAGCCACGCAAAUGCAAGGACAAGCCUUUCCUUUUGCUCGCUAUAAAGUCACUCACCCCGCACUUUGAUAGGAGGCAAGCCAUACGCGAGUCUUGGGGAAAGAUGGGUAAGAUAGGCAACUACACGGUGGUCACUGUGUUUUUGUUGGGAAAAACGACCAGCAUGGAUCAUUUUCCUGACCUUUCUGAAAUGCUGCGAUAUGAAAGCAACAUGCAUGGUGACAUCCUGCUGUGGGACUAUAGAGACUCCUUUUUCAACUUGACGAUAAAAGAAGUUCUGUUCCUGGAGUGGGUCAGCAAGUACUGCUCUGACGUGAAAUUUAUUUUUAAAGGAGACGAUGAUGUUUUUGUCAAUACAUAUAGGGUCCUGGAAUACUUGAAUAGCUUAGGUGAAGCUAAAGCCAAAGAUUUAUUUAUUGGGGAUGUUAUCACAAAUGCCGGACCUCACAGAGACAAAAAGUUGAAGUACUUUAUUCCGGAGAGCAUGUUCAUUGGGCCGUACCCUCCUUAUGCAGGUGGAGGUGGCUUUCUUUACUCUGGAAGCCUGGCGCUAAGACUGUACAAUGUAUCUCAUCAAGUAUCUCUGUAUCCAAUCGACGAUGUCUACACAGGUAUGUGCCUUAAAAAGCUUGGCCUUGUUCCUGAAAAGCACAAAGGAUUUAGGACUUUUGAUAUUGAAGAAAAAUAUAGAAGCAAUCCCUGUUCUUACAAAAGCCUAAUACUGGUACAUAGCAGAACUCCACAAGAGAUGAUCAAAAUAUGGUCUUGGCUGAAUAAUCCAGAGUUGACUUGUCAGUAAGAACUUAACCAGGACUAAAAUGUAUGGGUUUGAAAAAAGUGGGCAGCUAAUUUUGUACUUCAGUUUGGGCCUUAAUUUAAAUGUUUGUAGUGUGGCGUCAGUGUUGCCCAGAAGUACUAUUUUGAUAUCCAGGUCCCUGUUGACCUAGGAUUCCUUUGUAAUUACAAUGCAAAGUCAUGAUUUACUGUGAUCCAAAAGCAGCCUUGAAGAAUCUGAAAGAAGAUAUGAAGGGUAUGAAUAUUUUAGAAUGAAGUUUCCUUCCUUUUUUCUUUUAGCAUACAACUUUUGGAUUGUAUAAUUUAAUUGUAAUGUAACAAAUGGAUACAAUUGCCCGUCAAAGUUCAGAGGAAAAUAAAUGCUGCAUUAAUUCAAACAUAAGUUUAAUAUAUGGUAAAUAUCUAUGCAACGCCUCCUAAUCUGAGACCUGCAGUUGACGACCACUCCAAUUCAAACAUGAACAAGUGAUGGCCCAUCCUAAUACUAAAGGCUUUUUGUUUUAUUCUGCUUUGUUUAUGUAAAUACUUGCAUGGUAAUGACGUUGCCUAAGUCACUGGACCCAAUGCUGUGUACUUAAGUGUUGGUACUGUUGACACAUUUUUAUCAUUGUGAUGAAUCUGCAAGAGCAGAAUGGGUAAAAUUAUAAAUAAUAAAGAAGGAAAAAGUCAUUUGCCUCAAUUAAGGAAUACUCUUAAAACGUCUGUACUUUCAGCUGCUUUACUCACUUCUUGCACAAAGUUAAGAUAAAAAAUAAACUGUAGACUACUUUUUGUUUUUAAAAUGUAAAUUAUCCAUAAUCUACUGCGUGCCCCUUUUUGUUCAUUGGCAGAUGAAAAAUAUUAAACCGCCUAAAGCUCAACCAAAUGCUUAAGCUAAAAGGUUGUGACUCCACAGUGUUUGUUUUCAGGCUACCCAGUGUUUGUUUUUUCAGGUUACUACUUGUUUACCAGUAGCUGUGCUUGCCAGCGUCAGUAAAAUAGUCUUUGAGAAUUCACAUGUUCAUUGUAAGAUGUCUUUGUGUACAUGAUUUAGAUAGUGUUAGGAUGUUUUGAAGGCUAUGAGUAAAGGUUCUCCAAACACAUGCUAUUUUAUGUGGCAGCCUAUUUUUUUGUGUUUAAGGAAAACAGCUGACGCUUGCCACAAGGGACACAUUUAAUGAGUACAUUCAAAACAUGGAGGCUUUAUUUAAUGCUCAAUCGCAUGACAACUUCGUUUUGAAGACCUAGUUUGUUUUGCACAUUUCCUUUACCUACUCUGAUGCUGUUAUCUUUAUAUAUAUAUAUAUAUAUAUAUAUAUAUAUAUAUAUAUAUAUAUAUAUAUAUAUAUAUAAUGUAGUAAUAUUUGACACAAUAGGUUUCUGAAGAAUAGUGUGAUAUGUACAGCCAUCUCCGAUCACUUGUAUCAGUUUUUAUCUAUGGAUAUUGUGUUGGCUCUUUAAUGGUAGCCAAUUCAUAUGAAUGUCAGGUUCAUAGGAUUGCAUAGGAGUAACACUUGAAUAACAUGUUUUGAAAAGAUUUCAUGUCCAGAUUUUUAUUUUUGUAAAUGACCACAAAUUCAAGCGGAACACUGCAGAAACAGCUGCUUAAUCAUUGGAAUUUUUAUUCGUUUUGCAGCCAUUAUUUUAGUGUCACCAAAGUGUCUUAUUUAACUGUGUAUUAUAAUAAUGUACAUGGGUGGCUUUGUCACCUGUAUCGUACAGCACCCUGUGCAGAAUUCAGUAUGUACUGUAUUUUCCCCCCUCUGUCUAUUCCAUAUUCCCCAGGAACCUGUAUGUAUUUUGCAAAACUCUGUCCAAUCUGUACUAUACUGAGCAUAUCAUGAAGAGUAAUUGAUUCCUAAGAGAAAUUGAACCUUGUUUUAAGGAUUGUUGUGAACCAAAUGUGUGUGGGGUUUUUUUUUUUUUAAAUGUUGAUUUGUAUUUCCUUAUUUGUAAUCGCUUCUUUCACAAACAAGCUGAAGAUGCUUGUUUGUUAAUUUUCUUCCAAAAUUGUUCUGUUUGUGUGCUUUCUGUGUCUAUGUAAAAAAAAAAGUGCCUGCUGUUUAUUUAUUGUUUAGGGUUGACUAAAUUGUUUUUCACCUCCUAAUCUCAGACUGCAUAUACUCUUAUUUGUUUAUGAAAAUAACUUAUGCACAAAGAGUUUUAGUUUGGGUAUUGAUUUGAUCAUUGGAAUACUAUCUCUUAAUAAAGUGUGUUUAAAGAUU
Acipenser ruthenus (sterlet) is the source of this 3950-nucleotide messenger RNA. Its product is annotated as N-acetyllactosaminide beta-1,3-N-acetylglucosaminyltransferase 2. Lineage: Eukaryota; Metazoa; Chordata; Actinopteri; Acipenseriformes; Acipenseridae. Gene Ontology annotation, cellular component: membrane. The record is from RefSeq and is a predicted model, not a curated record. Gene Ontology annotation, molecular function: hexosyltransferase activity. Bases 560 to 1750 code for a protein of 396 amino acids. The transcript is spliced from 2 exons.